Paralichthys olivaceus (Japanese flounder) is the source of this 1560-nucleotide messenger RNA. RefSeq names its product UBX domain protein 10 (gene ubxn10). The record is from RefSeq and is a predicted model, not a curated record. NCBI's taxonomy places the organism in Eukaryota, Metazoa, Chordata, Actinopteri, Pleuronectiformes, Paralichthyidae. Gene Ontology annotation, molecular function: protein binding.
GUGGACACGUGGGACAGCUGUUCAAACUCUGCCUCGUUGACUUCUCGGGGAAAUGGAGACUUGUUUUGAACUCAGGUGAGACUCGGGACCGAGGAGCAGGAAGUGAGUGGAAAUCUUCUCUCGACAAAGACAGACGCAGCUGUGACGCUACAACAUCUGGAUACAGAUGUGUUGGAGGAGAAGCGGUCACAGAGUUCACCUCCAGAGACUCAGAGUUAAUUCAGACUCAGCUCCUUCAGGCAGGGGCCGAAAACAUCCAGGCACCAUUCUAGAUCCAGUAAGGUGCACAUUUAAGUCAUCCCUUGUUUACUGAUAGAAAGAUGGAUAGAUAGUUUUUGCAUUAUGAUUUUUCCAAAAAGGAGUAAAUUGAUUAUGAAAAACUUCCUCGCUGUUCACUCUGUAUAAGACAAGAGCCUGGACCAUGAUAUUAUAGCUGCCUCUCACACUCACAGACCAACUAAUGUCAGAUCAGUCUGUGACGGCUCACAGCUCCAGUCCUUAACAGGGACACUGGGAUUCGACCGAGGACCCGACUUCUCUGGAGUCCCACAGUCCCUCCCCUCGUUGUCCCGGCCUGGCCAGGGUCCCGGGUCGCCAUGUGGCAGCCGAGCCAGGACGAGGUCCUGCACAUGCUGCAGCAACUUCCUGCUGUUCCACCACACUCCUUAAACAAGUUCAAGGUCCUGCCUCCCAUAGAGCGCAGGCGGUCUGAGGUGAGUCCUGGAGGACGGCUGGACAGAAACAUCCUCAGCCUGUCUGACGAUACCAUCCUGCAGCAGAGGCGGACCUCCAGCUCCGAGGGGGACAACAGGGCCGAUGUGUCUCUCAGGAUGUGGCCUAACACCUCAGACCCGGAACCGCUGGGGGCCAAAGACGGCGCCAGCGUUGGUUUGCUGUUGGCAGUUCGAGCACCGUGCGGCAGGAGGUUUCAGCAGCACUUUGAGUCCACAGACACUCUGCUGACGGUGAAGGCCAGUGCAGAGGACAGGUUCACAGAGACGUAUGGGGAGGUCUCCAUCGAGACUAUGGACGUGCCGCGCAGGAGCUUCACGGACAUGAACAUGACUCUGGCCCAGAGCGGCAUCAUGAACAGAUCAGUGCUGUGCAUCACGCAGAAUAAUAAUGACGGCGUGGAGCAACAUGAUUGAGCUGAAACCAUUUAAAGUUUAACACUUGACAUUUGGCUGCGUUGAUAUUUGCAGCCUCCUCCUCCGCCGUUGUUUAGCUUAUUUGGACGCUUGACAAAUUAUAUAAAAUGCACUUUUAAAUUACAGCUGCUCUCCUGCUUGGAAACUGUGUAAAUAUGAAUUCAUUAAGUUAGAUUUGUACUUUUAAUGUCACACACUUCCUCUGUAUGUGUGGGGUCGUUAUACUGGAGACAUCAAAAAGACACAAAUACAAAAUCCCAGGAGAAAUAAAUAAAAACUGGAACAGAGCUCGGUAGAGAACAAACCAACGCACAACUUAGUUUUUAUUGUAGUAAUAUAUUGAAAAAAGGAAGUCAUCAAAUAACCCACAUUUAUGUGAAACAUGAGUAUAAAAUAUAUUCUGUAUUCGUAC